AUGGAUAAAUACGUAAGGAAUGUUGUAGCUUACUCAGACCGAAUUAUACUUUUACAAUUGAGUGCUAGACCGAUGAACAUCAAUAUACUGCAAAUAUACGCACCUACAGCAGACAAGGCAGAGGCGGAAGCACUCGAAUUUUACGAACAAAUUCGGGAAAUCUUGCACUCACUGAAGCCCGAAGAUAUUAAUGUGGUAUUGGGCGAUUUCAACUCAAUAGUAGGUAGUGGAAGUGUAGAGGGAGUAACAGGGGCGUUUGGAUUGGGCGACAGGAACGAACGUGGUGAAAUGCUAGUCCAGUUCUGUCUUGAGGAAGAUUUGGUUAUUAAGAAGACAUUCUAUAAACUGCACCCCAGAAAACUAUACCUGGAGGCACUAAGACAGCCCGGAGUACAGGAAAACCUGAAAAUUGAACUCGACAAGCUUUGCCAAGAGAACGACCCUAGUCAGGAAAUUACAGCUAAUAAUAUCUGGAGUAAGCUGAAAAGAAACACAAUUGCAGCCACAGAAACUGUUAUCGGCAGACAGAAAAAAGUAAAAUCCAAGCCUUGGAUGACAGAUGAAAUACUGACUCUGAUGGCUGAUCGUCGAAUUGUUAAAAACCAACAGGACAAAUAUAAUGAAAUAAAUCGGAGUAUCAAAAGGAAAAUAUUAGAAGCCAAGGAAAAAUGGAUCCAGGAAAAAUGUGAAGAGGCUGAAAGACUCCAUCAACUACACGACUCCUUUAACUUUCAUAGGAAGAUAAAAGAAAUAACUGGAGAAAAUAAAAGAAAUACACUAACGUCAAUCAAAAACAGACAAGGAACAACAAUUCUAGAUAUAAAGGAACUGAACGAUACAUGGAAGAAUUACGCGGAGGCACUGUUUUGGGAUCAAUGUACCCAUAAUCCUGCAAACAACUUUGGAAAUAUGGAAGGUCCAAAAAUUCUUGAGUCUGAAGUCAGAUACUCAAUAGAUUGUUUAAAGAACGGAAAAAGUCCAGGUCAUGUUGAUAUAUAUGCUGAAGUUCUAAAGCAGACCGACAUUAAACAGCUCACAUAUCUCUUUAACGUGAUAUAUGAUUCUGGACAAAUCCCACAGGACUGGCUAAGUCCACGUUUAUCGCCAUCCCAAAGAAAACAAAUCCCAAAAACUGCGGAGACCAUAGACUCAUAA
Messenger RNA from Sitophilus oryzae (rice weevil), 1155 nucleotides. RefSeq lists its product as uncharacterized. Lineage: Eukaryota; Metazoa; Arthropoda; Insecta; Coleoptera; Curculionidae. The transcript has 2 exons. Bases 1 to 1155 code for a protein of 384 amino acids. The record is from RefSeq and is a predicted model, not a curated record.